AUAGGGGAGGCUGGGACCGACGAUUCGUUCGAGCGCGGAGGAAAGAUGGCGGUGAAAGAAGGACAAUAAACACCGUCAUAAAAUUGCAUGUAUUUGGCAAAAUAUAAUUCAAAAGGCGUUGAAAACACAAGAUUGGUGUCAUGGACGAUGAAGAAAAGGAAGAAACUAUUUUAUCAGGUAGAAGGCCUAAGAACCGCCAACCUAAAGCACCGAUUCCGACCUGGGCUGACGCUGCGAAAAAGGUUUUGGAGAGAUAUGACUAUGCACUCCCACAUAAGCAGAUAUUACAGAUUAUCCAAGAUGAAAACCUGAAACCUUGUGGGCGUGGGACAAUGCCACUGGCUUGCCUCAAUGCAAUGCUAAACUCCAACUGCAAAGGGGACGAUGCAUUGUUUUACAGAGCACCAGGCCAAGCUGCUUGUUUUGGUUUAAAGAAAAACCAGAAAAAUGAACCUGGAAGUGACAGAGACGAAGAGAGUUCAGAAUCUGUGGAUAUUGAAACCCAAUCAGCAACUGAAUCGCCGCCGGGUCAAAAGCUAUCUGCCCAACACUCACCCCAGCAAAUCCAACAACAUCAACAACCGUCGCAAAACCAGCUGCAGUCUCAACCAGUGCAACAACAGCAACAGUUGUCAAGAAGCGCUGCCAUACGAAGUGCCAAAAUGAAGGCGAACUUACAGAGAACUAGGAACCAGACUCCAUCGACCCCAGGCGCCCCGGGUGCCGCUCUUGUUGCUAUGCCUCCAAGGAAACCAGGUGCUGCCCUUUGUGUAAUGCCCCCGAAGAAAAGAUCGAAACUCGAGGCGAACCUUCUAGAAGAGACAGCUUCGCAUUCAAAAGAUUUCAACCAACAGGAUAACAUUCGGCAUAUUAAAUCGGAACCUAUACUCUCUGCAAGUGCAGGCACGAUCUCAUCUGAUAACGAAUUCGACACCCAAUCAUUAUCUGACUUAUCUGAGAGGCAGGGUGAGGCUAAAUCGCAGUUACAGAGAGCUCAGAAAACGAGGCAGCUGCAAUUAGCGGAACAGAGGUCGAGGCAAAGGCAGCAAUCAAGACUGGGGAAUGAUGGGAAAGAUGUACCGUUUGGAUCGAAGCCUCCGCAGUUACCUAGAGAAAAGAAAGAUAUCGAGCAGCUACUGAGUCAGAUUAAAAGAGAACAGGAGGAGGAACUUAAACGAGAGCAGUUGAAAAAUCAUCGAAAAGUUAUGCAGACGAAACUCAAUCAAAACAGACCAGCUCCAAAACCGAAAACGGUGAAUAACAACAACAGCGCCCCAUCGCCUGCGCCGGAAAAGGUGACGGUCAGAAAACCGCCCCCCGUAACCGGUUUCCUAGAUGUCAAGCUCAAAAAGUUGAAGAAAAUGAGUACAGUGGACCAGAUCAAAAGGACCAAAGAAGGCAAAAUCGAUUUACAGAGUCCAGAAUCAAUUGCUGCCACUAUCGCACUUAAGAAUUUCCUGAACAACGAGAUGUUCAAGCAACUGCCCGCAGCGUAUCAGUACCAGUUGUUGAUGUUGUUGCCAGACGUUGAUAGAAUCAAAGAUGGCGACCAUGUUGUCAGGAUGUCGCCCAACGCAUUGACAAAUGAGUUUUUUACGAAAGCUUGUCUGGAAUGGCAAGAAAAACUGAUGGAAGGGGAGUUUAAUGUUGAUAUCGUGCAAAGAAUUAAACAGGAAGAAGGGAAUUUCAUAACGUUGGAUCCAUGGAAGGAGAAGUUUUUUGAACCUGUUUGGGGGAAAAGUUCACUGGAAGAUCCAAUCGCGCGGACGAACGGUAAAACAAACUCGUCGUCAACGGUCGUUAAAGACGGUGGAAGCUCUUGGUCGACGUUUUUAAAAUUCUCUGAAAAUACAGCUCAUGAUUAUCUCGAUAAAUUUAAGGUUAUGCAAAGAACGCUACGCCAGAAAGCCGACACGGAAAGUAUUCGAAGGAAUUUGCAAAGGAAACAACAGUUACUGAAAUCCCCGACGCUGGCGAAACCGAGGGUAGACAAUAUUGUAAAGGAUCGUAGCAGGAAGGCGAUUAAGCGCGCUCAGCUUUUACAGAAAAAACUCGCGUUAGAAAAACAGCUUUCGGAAACGAACGCGCGGCUAGCUGAUACUUCAAACCCAUUAACUAACGAAGAACACACUCGUUUAGUGAUUUUUAGCCGAGAACUGAGUAUUGCAUUGAGAAAAAUAAACGAACAUUCAAAGGACACGCAACGCACGCUGUCUUUGAACGCUAUUCAACAGAGGCAUCCAGAUUUCUCUGGAGAUUCCUCUUUAGCGAAAAGAGAGGAUGUCCCUCUUGCUGUCGUAUCUAAAGCAAGAUCGCCGGAAGAGGAACUUCUUCGACAGGAGCGCCGAAAGGCGAAGGCUAAGAAACGAAAGCGGGAACGGGAAGAACAGGACGAGAAUUCGCGAAAGCGCGGUUCUAUGCUCGAACAAUAUCACAAGUUAGGCAUGCCUCCACAGGACGGUUUAUCAUUAAACUUAAUAGAUAUGAAAAGAAUUCAUAAAAAGAAGAAGAAGGGGGACAAACACAAAAAGAAAAAACAUUCCAAGGGAGAGAAAACGAAGGACCGAAGUAAAAUCGUGAAAGGACCGAGUAUUUUCGCGAAGAGAACGUUACCGGCGCCGACGCCAUGUCCGUGUAAACUUGAAGCGUUAAUCAUUUGUAAGCAAUGCGGCGCGUUUUGUCAUUCGGACUGUAUAAACUCAGAUAAACUUUGCUCUCUGUGCGUACCUGCGUAGCAGAUGGGUUAUUUUAUGUAUUUUGCAAUACUUCUAAUUAGAUUCUUGAAAUAUUUAAACGCUGUCUUUGUGUAAUUAAUAGCAAUGAAUAUCAUCUACAUUUUCAUA
This is a messenger RNA of Rhopilema esculentum, 2843 nucleotides long. RefSeq lists its product as uncharacterized. Gene Ontology annotation, molecular function: chromatin binding; DNA binding. Gene Ontology annotation, cellular component: PR-DUB complex. Gene Ontology annotation, biological process: positive regulation of transcription by RNA polymerase II; animal organ morphogenesis. The record is from RefSeq and is a predicted model, not a curated record. Lineage: Eukaryota; Metazoa; Cnidaria; Scyphozoa; Rhizostomeae; Rhizostomatidae.